This is a messenger RNA of Chaetura pelagica (chimney swift), 1032 nucleotides long. It is a transcript of the gene TADA3, whose product is annotated as transcriptional adaptor 3. Gene Ontology annotation, cellular component: SAGA complex. The record is from RefSeq and is a predicted model, not a curated record. Gene Ontology annotation, molecular function: transcription coactivator activity. The transcript is spliced from 7 exons. The coding region runs from base 1 to 1032 and encodes 343 amino acids. Lineage: Eukaryota; Metazoa; Chordata; Aves; Apodiformes; Apodidae. Gene Ontology annotation, biological process: regulation of transcription by RNA polymerase II.
AUGAAUUUGUGGCACAAGAUCUUCUCGAUCUCAUCAGCCUGGGGAGCAGAACGGGAAGGGCUGGCUGCCGCCGGGCCGUCCCUGCCCAGCGCCGGGGGCGGGACCCGACCAGGCAUCGCUCCCUUCCAGAUCCUGACGGACUGGCAGGAUAAGAAGGGCGACCGGCGGUUCCUGAAGCUGAGCAAGGACCACGAUGUGGGCACCCCUGUCAAGCCCGUGAAGCCGAAGAAGCAGAAGCUGGAGGGUAAAGGGGGCCAUGGGACCGGACCUGGCCCUGGCCGGCCCAAAUCCAAGAACCUGCAGCCCAAGAUCCAGGAAUAUGAGUUCCAGGAUGAUCCCAUUGAAGUGCCCCGCAUUCCCAAAAAUGAUGCUCCAAACAGGUUCUGGGCAUCGGUGGAGCCGUACUGUGCUGAUCUCACCAACGAGGAGGUCAGAGUCCUGGAGGAGCUGCUCAAGCCACCAGAGGACGAGGCUGAGCAUUACAAGAUCCCACCCCUGGGGAAGCAUUACUCUCAGCGCUGGGCCCAGGAGGACCUGCUGGAGGAGCAGAAGGAUGGAGCCCGGGCAGCAGCAGCUGCUGACAAGAAGAAAGGUGUCCUGGGGCCACUGACCGAGCUGGACACCAAAGACGUGGAUGCCCUGCUGAAGAAGUCGGAGGCCCAGCACGAGCAGCCAGAGGAUGGGUGUCCCUUUGGGCCCCUGACCCAGCGUCUCCUCCAGGCCCUUGUGGAGGAAAACAUCAUCUCCCCCGUGGAGGACUCUCCCAUCCCUGAGAUCGCCGGCAAGGACUCGGGAGCUGACGGUGCUGGCACGUCUCCCCGCAGCCAGAACAAGCCCUUCAGUGUCCCCCACACCAAGUCGCUGGAGGGGCGGAUCAAGGAGGAGCUGGUGGCCCAGGGCUUGCUGGAGUCAGAGGACCGUCCGGCCGAGGACUCUGAGGACGAGGUGCUGGCCGAGCUGCGCAAGAGGCAGGCGGAGCUGAAGGCCCUCAGCGCCCACAACCGCACCAAGAAGCACGAGCUGCUGCGGUGA